Messenger RNA from Vespa crabro (European hornet), 1871 nucleotides. RefSeq lists its product as uncharacterized. The record is from RefSeq and is a predicted model, not a curated record. NCBI's taxonomy places the organism in Eukaryota, Metazoa, Arthropoda, Insecta, Hymenoptera, Vespidae. The transcript is spliced from 7 exons. The coding region runs from base 684 to 1763 and encodes 359 amino acids.
ACUUCAUUCAAUAUGUUCCAAGAUAAAUUAUAUGCCUAGUAGUGUAAUAACUAUGCGACGAACUAAUUAUUCAAAUAUGAACGAAUAUUUCAUACGUAAUGACAUUUAAAUACACAUACGUAAGUACAUAGUAUAUAUGUAAGUAUAUAGUAAUAUGUAGCAAUAAUGGUUUAUUAAUAAAACGUCACGUCAGCUACAGACCAAAUGGAACAGACGUAUGAAAAAAUAAGUGUAGGUAACACACCUGUACUAAUAUUAUUACAAACAAACAAAAAAAAAUAGAAAUUGUGAUGAAAAAAGUCACAGGAAAAAAAAAGCAAAAUAUUUAAAAAUACCUAUUAUUUUAUAUAUAUCUCUUUGUUAAAACGAAAAUAUUUCAAAUAUAUUUGAACAAUUGAUCAUCGGUUUAAUGAAUUCAAUUGCAUGGAAAAAAAAAACAAGCGACAAAGAAAACAAAAUUAUAAUUUAAAAAAAAAAAAAAAGAAAAGAAACAUUUUAUUCGUUAUUAUUUAUUUGAGGUUAUGUACGUCCUAAUAUAUCGUAUUUUUGCAAUAUCUUUGUGCACUUCCAAAAUUCCUUCUAUUUAAAUGCGACAAUUCGUUGCGAAAUGCUGACUUGGCGAACGAUACAAAUAACUUAAAGACCUCUUCAACGAUAGCGCAGUAUUAAAGCGAACGGAGAACAUGAUCGAUAUAAAAGAAUCAAAUAAGGAAGAUGAACUCCUGCUAUUACCAGAAGUUGGUACCAAAAAGUUCAUCGGAUUUCCCAAACUCAAUUCCGAAAGUGCGAUCAUGAAAGGAGUCGUUAAACAAUUGGAAAAGUGGCCUUCUUAUCUUUUCUUUGUCUUUUUUAUUGCAUGCGUCAUAAUGGUGAAUCUUGUCUUGCUCAUCAUUGUAUCAGUUACUCUUUCUUUACCUACGAACACAACGAAUACUGAUAAUCACCGAGAGGAAUUUAAUAAGAGAUCGAUCAACGUAUACUCAGUAAGACAAGAAGAUCGUACAUGGUCAAUGAUGGAUCUUUGCCACAUUGAAAGUGCAGCACGUGAGAACCCAGAGUUAAAUAUCCAUCUAAUAAGUUUACACAAAAAAACCGAUAAGGAAGAUUCUAUGAAAGAUUUUAUAGUGACGAGGAAAUUUGAGCCUGAAAUUAGAUCGAUUACAAAUGCGAUCGAUUUACAGAACAAAGCAACCAGAUCUUUAUGGAUAAUGCGAGAAGAUCAUUUGAGAUAUCAAAUUACUCAUAAAUACGAGAACAUUAAAAACCACGAUAUCAUCGUCGACAAUUUCUUUCAAGGAACCAAUCUCUCUAAAGUAGCUGGAAAUUUAAAUAAUAAGAUAUUGAAAAUAGCUACCGAAGCGUAUUUCAUUUGGAAUUCUUCCGGGAUCGCCCUGGAUCCUAAAUUAUAUUGCAAUCUAAAAUAUAUUUCACAAGUUAUGUGCAAAAAAGAAAAUGAAAAAUGUGUAUUCGAUGGAUUGGCCACUAUUGAUCCUCAAAAUGAUAUUCAAGCUGCUGGAGUACCCUGUCAAGCAUUUAUAGGAUAUUUUAUAAAUGACAUAUCGAAAAACGAAUCGAUUCGUAAAGAAGGAGCAUUAUUAAAGUCCAUAAAUAAGUUUUGUCCACAAAUACAUUCCUGCAACGAAAUUAGAAUAUUGAAAUACAUUAGAACGUGCUCAUUGGAAACCUUAAAAUGUCCAAUUGUUUAUCGUCGUGGAUUUUUACUAAGUGCAUUGAGUUACAGCUACAUGUUACCCCAUUUAUGAUAAAAGAGUAUUAUAAUGAGUAUCACAAAUAAAUAUAUUCUUUAUAAGAAAAUUACAGAUAAUAUAUAAUACGUUAAAUGAAAAAAGAAAGUAAAAUAAAAAAUAUAC